Dovyalis caffra is the source of this 423-nucleotide messenger RNA. Lineage: Eukaryota; Viridiplantae; Streptophyta; Magnoliopsida; Malpighiales; Salicaceae. The record is from the annotation of a GenBank genome assembly.
AUGGACAUCUUUGAAAAAAUCAGGCAAUUAGAUUUAUUAUGCGAGAUUGCAUCUAAGGCUGCUGGGAUGGAUAAACAUGCAUUCAUCGCAAUCGCAAUAGUGAAAGGGAUCUGUCGAGAAGCUAGAGAUCGCAACAGAGAAGAUGGGAUUGCGAGAGCUGAGAGAGAGUCAAUGGAGGUUAAGGCAAAGCAAAUCCCGGCGACCAAGUCAUCUAUUGAUGCUUUGGGACGAGAAGUUUUCAACGAUUCGGGUUCAGCAACAGACUGCAUUGUUUGUAUGGAAGAGAUUGAAGCAGGGGAUGUAGCAAUUCGGAUGCCAUUUGCCACAUGUGUCCACUUUGCCGCUAUCAUAUGCCCUGUGAGUUCGGAUGAGUACUAUAGCUUUUCUUUAUCUGCUGAGUUCUUAGGUUAUUUGGUCGAAUAA